This is a messenger RNA of Empidonax traillii (willow flycatcher), 2207 nucleotides long. RefSeq names its product 3'-phosphoadenosine 5'-phosphosulfate synthase 2 (gene PAPSS2). Bases 49 to 1899 code for a protein of 616 amino acids. The record is from RefSeq and is a predicted model, not a curated record. Lineage: Eukaryota; Metazoa; Chordata; Aves; Passeriformes; Tyrannidae. Gene Ontology annotation, molecular function: adenylylsulfate kinase activity; sulfate adenylyltransferase (ATP) activity; ATP binding. The transcript has 13 exons. Gene Ontology annotation, biological process: sulfate assimilation; 3'-phosphoadenosine 5'-phosphosulfate biosynthetic process.
GAGCCCUUAUAGCCCCGGCCCGCCCGGCUCUCCGCGCCCGCCCGCACCAUGUCGAGCCCAGAGCACACGGGAUCCACCAACGUGGUCUACCAAGCCCACCAUGUGAGCAGGAGCAAGAGAGGACAAGUCGUGGGUACCAGAGGAGGAUUCCGAGGCUGCACCGUUUGGCUGACAGGCCUUUCUGGAGCCGGCAAGACAACCAUCGGCUUUGCCCUGGAGGAGUACUUGGUCUCCCACGGCAUCCCUUGCUAUUCCCUGGACGGCGACAACGUCCGGCACGGCUUGAACAAGAACCUGGGUUUCUCGGCGGCCGACCGCGAGGAGAACAUCCGGCGCAUCGCCGAGGUGGCGCGGCUCUUCGCCGACGCCGGGCUCGUCUGCAUCACCAGCUUCAUCUCCCCCUUCACCAAGGAUCGUCAAAACGCACGGAAAAUUCACGAGGCAGCUGGACUCCCUUUCUUUGAAAUCUUUGUGGAUGCUCCUUUGAAUAUCUGUGAAAGCAGAGAUGUGAAGGGCCUGUACAAAAAGGCAAGAGCUGGAGAGAUCAAAGGGUUCACGGGGAUUGACUCGGAGUACGAGAAACCCGAAGCUCCCGAGCUGGUGCUGAAAACGAACGUUGCAUCAGUGUCUGAAUGUAUCCAGCAGGUUGUGGAGCUCCUCCAAGCACAGAAUAUCGUUCCUCGGGGCUCAAUUAAGGAUGUUCUUGAGCUGUUUGUGCCUGAAAAUAAGCUCAGCAGUGUCCGAGCUGAGGCAGAGAAGCUGCCAUCCGUGGAGAUCACUAAGCUGGAUCUGCAGUGGGUGCAGGUGCUGAGCGAAGGCUGGGCCACCCCGCUGAAGGGCUUCAUGCGCGAGGCAGAGUACCUGCAAGUGCUCCACUUUGGCACCCUGCUCAACGGAAAGAGUCCCUUGGUAGCUGAUGGCGUGGUGAACCUGAGCAUCCCCAUCGUGCUGCCGGUGUCCUCGGGGGACAAGCAGCGGCUGGAGGGCUGCGAGGCGCUGGUGCUCAGCUACCAGGGCCGCAGGGUGGCCGUGCUCAGGAGCCCCGAGUUCUUCGAGCACAGGAAGGAGGAGCGCUGUGCCCGUGUCUGGGGCACCACCUGCCCCAGGCACCCCCACAUCCAGAUGGUGAUGGAGAGUGGAGACUGGCUGGUUGGUGGAGACCUCCAUGUCCUGGAGAAGAUCAAGUGGGACGAUGGGCUGGACCAGUACCGCCUGACACCACGGGCUCUGAAGCAGAAGUUCAGGGAGAUGAACGCUGACGCCGUCUUUGCGUUCCAGCUGCGCAACCCCGUCCACAACGGGCACGCCCUGCUCAUGCAGGACACGCGGCGCCAGCUCCUCGAGAGGGGCUACAAGAACCCUGUGCUCCUCCUGCACCCCCUGGGGGGGUGGACCAAGGAUGAUGACGUGCCGCUGGAGUGGCGGAUGAAGCAGCACGCGGCCGUGCUGGAGGAGCAGGUCCUGGACCCCAAGUCGACCAUCGUGGCCAUCUUCCCCUCUCCCAUGCUCUACGCUGGCCCCACGGAGGUGCAGUGGCACUGCCGAGCUCGGAUGAUCGCGGGCGCCAACUUCUACAUCGUGGGGCGCGAUCCCGCGGGAAUGCCGCACCCCGACACCAAGAAGGACCUCUACGAGCCCACGCACGGCGGGAAGGUGCUCAGCAUGGCCCCGGGGCUCACCUCGGUGGAGAUCAUCCCCUUCAGGGUGGCCGCCUACAACAAGCUGAAAAGGGCCAUGGAUUUUUAUGACCCCAAAAGGCACGACGACUUCGACUUCAUCUCAGGAACCCGCAUGAGGAAACUCGCUCGGGAAGGUGAAAACCCACCGGACGGCUUCAUGGCCCCCAAAGCCUGGAAAGUCCUCACCACCUACUACCAGUCACUGGAAAAGAAGAAUUAACGCUUCUCCUCCUCCUCCUCCCCAGAAAUUCUUGUAUUAAGAGUGAGCAAUGAUUGAUUGAUUCCCUAUGACACUGAUCAGUUACUUGGCAUUUCCAGUGCUCUGACCGAGGGAUUUUCCCACCCGGGUCAGGGUGGUUUUUACUAAUCAGCAAUACUUCGAGCCUGGUCCUUCCCCCCUUGAAGCUGCUGGGAGCGUCCUUGUGGAGCUGGAAGGGAAGGGCAGCAGGUCCUUCAUUCACUCCCAGCUCAUCCUGGUGGCAGGAAGCCCAGCACAGCCUCCAGGUGGGCCACACGGAUAUUUUGGAG